AUGAUUGUGGACGGCAACAAGCAGAAAGCAGGCAAAGUCGUUGUAGUAGGAGAUGGUGCAUGCGGAAAGACGUGCUUGCUGGAGGUGUUCAGAAGGAAUCAGUUUCCCAAGGUCUACAUUCCCACAGUUGUGGAUAACUUUGUAAAAGAUAUUGAGAUUGCAAAAGAUAAACAAGUGUCACUGGCUGUAUGGGAUACUGCUGGGCAGGAGGAUUAUGACACAAUAAGGCCUCUUUCAUACAGAGAAACAGAUGUUGUGUUGUUAUGCUACACAAUAGAAGAUAAUAAGAAAAUUUCAAAUAUAUCGAGAAAGUGGUUGAUGGAGAUACGAAACUACUGUCCAAAUUCAAAGUUCUUUCUCAUAGGACUCAAAAAGGACAUGCGAGACACCGAUGACCCAACAUUGGAUAAGUCCUCGAUGGUGACUGAGGAAGAAGGCAAGGCAUUGGCUGAAAAGAUCAAUGCAUUGAAGUUUUUUGAGUGCUCAGCACUUACAGGGGAAAACGUAGAUCUUGUGUUUCUUGAGGCUGCAAAGUAUAUUUGGGACACAAAGAAAAUAGCCUCAGAUACUGGAUCGUGUGGAUUUCUUCCUUGUAUUGGAUGCUGUUACAGAUAA
Messenger RNA from Ordospora pajunii, 615 nucleotides. RefSeq names its product ras GTPase. The transcript has a single exon. NCBI's taxonomy places the organism in Eukaryota, Fungi, Microsporidia, Ordosporidae. Gene Ontology annotation, biological process: small GTPase-mediated signal transduction. Gene Ontology annotation, molecular function: GTP binding; GTPase activity. The coding region runs from base 1 to 615 and encodes 204 amino acids. The record is from RefSeq and is a predicted model, not a curated record.